AUGGAGAGAUUCAAGAAGCUCCAGCCGCCCACAUUUUCCAAGUUAAAUUUUGAGGCAAUGCAGUCAGAGCGGUGGAUUAGCACCUUGGAAAAGGCAUUCGACGUACUUGAGUGUAUGGAUGCGCAGAAACUAAUAUGUGCUAGAUAUCAGUUACAAAAUGAGGCGGAAGCACGGUGGAAGGCAACUGAGCGUAAUUUAGAAGCAGCUCAUCCAAACCCCACCAGGGAGCAAUUCAAAGAAGUCUUCUUUAAGAACUACUUUCCUGAGAGCUUUAGAAACAAGAAGGAAGCUGAGUUCUCUGCUCUCGUGCAAGGAUCCAAGAUCGUGCUGGACUACCAGCAGCAGUUCGAAGAUUUGUUCCAUUUCACCCCGGAGCACAUGAAGGGGGAAGCUAGUAAAAUAAAGAAAUUUUAA
Molecule: messenger RNA, 414 nt
Organism: Telopea speciosissima
Lineage: Eukaryota; Viridiplantae; Streptophyta; Magnoliopsida; Proteales; Proteaceae
Exons: 1
Coding region: 1-414 (137 amino acids)
Source: RefSeq, a predicted model, not a curated record